CACUGUAUUUUUCGUCGUCGCGUGCCUCAUCGCUACUAGAUGGAAUCAAGCAGUCAGGUGGAGAGGAGCAAAGAUUUGCGUGUUCGCUUACUGCCGUGCGGCUUGCUGCGGUGUUGCCUUCUACCAUCGCGUCAGUUUGCCGAGUACGUUCACGGCUACAGGCGCCUUCGUUCGGCGGGCUUUUCCGUGCCUCCUGACUUCGAAGAAUGGCUCGCCGCAGGUCGUCGUCCUCUGCGUCAUCCAUGCACUGCACAGAGCUGACGCUGGAAGACUAUGACCCCAGGCCUGAUGAGGAACUGAUCUGCGUCAUCUGCCACUCUGUGCUGAGUGAGCCUGUUGAGUGCCACUGCCGCCACGUCUUCUGCCGCCGCUGCAUCUCUGAGUGGGUCCGCAAAAACAACAGCUGCCCUGUGUGCCGCAAGCGAGCCAUCUCGGCCUUUAUGCCUGCUUUGCCUCUGAUACAAAACAUGGUCAACCGUCUCAAGGUGAAGUGCCGAAAUUCUGGCUGUGAUGCCCGUGUACCUGCCGAAAAUUUUGCGAACCAUGUGAGUACCUGUGAGUUUCACGAAGUGAGCUGUCCGCAUGAGGCGUGCGAGCACCGGUGCCCGCGUCGUGCGCUGGAGUCUCAUGUGAAGCAGUGCCCACUUCGUGAAGUCACAUGCGAACAAGGCUGUGGACUUGUGCUCACGCGAGACCGUCUUAAGACCCACAGCUGCGUGGAUGAACUCAAGCGUAAGCUAGAUGAUGCAACAUCUGAGCGCGAUGACUGGAAACGGAGGGCUGAGGACACGGCACAAGCCUUGAACAGGCUUCGGGACACAUUGCGCCGAUUGGGGGACAGUGUGGAGGGUCUGCAGAACAAUCUCGGGGACCUUGGAACGCGGCUUCGUUGUGCCGAGACUAUGGCAGCAUCGGGCCAGCGCGGGCACCGGUCAACAGCAGCACUGAGGACAGGCAGAACUGUACACGAUGGCUUUGUUAGAAGCAGCAGCUUAUAUCCUGGCGUUCUCUUCGGUACACGGACAGCUCAACUCCUGGAAGAGAUUGAAAGCGAUUCGGACCGCAGCUGGAGUCCACACUCAGAUGGUUCGCACGAGUCUCUUGAGAUUUUUGUUGAUUUUAACAGUUGAGCAAGUGCAGUCUUAUCAGCUUAGCUUAGAAGCUGCUUACACUUUGUGCUUAUGAGUUAUAGAAAUUUUGGCUUUGUUAAGCUUCCACAAUUGCCCAUAUCAGUUUUUCUUGCUGAUUUGAAGACACCACAUUGUUUCUCUUCUUUUUUUUGCCAUGUUGUUUUCCUGUUAAUAACUACCCUAACUGCAUUCUUACAGCAUACUCAGAAUCAACAAGUCAUAUAAGCAGUUGCUUGCAAUGUAGAACCAUGCUUCUAGUUAGUUGGAGAUGUAGUCUCAUGUAGGUUCGUUAGAAGGCCGUGUGUAUAUUUUAUAUUCAUGAUUAGUCAAGGACAGGACAGUAGUGCCAAUCGCCUUUUUCAAAGUUUGCAUAAACAGUUCUUUUGUGUUCAGGGUUCCGGUUCCUGUUUGAUACCCUGACAAUACAGCUGCCAAAAGAGAUUGAAAGAAAUUGCCACAUCUGGGGCUCGGAUUUUAGCAGUUUUAUCAAAUGACAAAAAUGUAUAGCUCUUUAUUUGUUUUAGUGGAAGAGGCAGGAAGCACGUAGGUGCAAUUGUAUUCUUCUUAAUGCCUAUAAAGAAAGUUGUUGAAGUGGUGCUGCAGUUUUAUGAUUGUUACUGAAAAAGCUGAACACAAAUAUCUGAUAGCCUAGCAUCAAAAUUUUAUUGGCACGAGACAACACUGCACUUACACAUCUCAUCUUUUAUUUUAGUGCAUACAUGGUUUCUUUGCAUGAAAUUUGUGACUGACGGAUUUUGUUAUCAUAGUUUCCUGUUUGGAGCUCAACGUUGGUGGCCUUCAGCCACAAAUGCUAUGAGACUUGUCAUGUAUACCGGAGAAUGUGGUAGCAGGCAAUGGGAGAGUAUUGCAAUCAGGUUGUCAGAACAAAAUUUUUUUCCUUCUGGUUUUAAUUUUGUUCCACUGAAAAAUGUUCUGUUCUGUUUCUGCUCCAGAGCAAAAAAAAACAAUAUUAAACAAUGAUCUGUAACGGUUCAUAACAGUUUUGGUUUGCAUGUAAAAUUUUUUGAAGCAAAGUAACAAUAAAAACUUUAUUUUUCAGAAUAAGCGAAUUAUGAAUUCUGAGCCCAGAAGCAGCACUUCAUGAAGUGUACCGAUAAAACCAACUUAAACGAACAUAAAUGAAUGAUAUAAAACUGGUAACAGAACGUGCUACCCAUAGAAAACGAAACGGCAAGCUUUUGAGCACUCAAGCCAUGGGUUCUGCUGUGUUGCCGAUCUGCUAGUGCACCGACGCUCGGAGCAAUAGGCUUAGAUUAGUGGAGUGCUCGACCGGCUGUCGCUCAGAUUUCUGACUUUUCCCUUGAAGCGAAAACCUAUAAAAAAUAUUUUGGUUUCACUCCAAAACAAAAUAACAAGUAAUGUUUUGUUUAAGUUCUUGUUCCAGGCAAAAAUUUAUUUUGUUUCUUGUUUUCGUUAUUCUUCCGUUCCGACACGUUGGUUGCAAUCGAGGGGACAGUUGGUACAACUAAAUGUGUACAUAAUAUGUGGGCUCGCUUUACUGGACAUGCUCAAAUCGUCAUUCAAAGAGUUCCAUGACAUUCAGCUAUGAACAGCACAGGGCUUUUUGUAAGAAAAACCUUUGUGAGAUCUGGAUAUGUGUCCUUGUGCACACAAUUUGAGAAGUAUUGCUUCCGCCUGUAAAAGGGCUGCUAUAAUUAUGUGAAGCAUUUGUGUGAAAGCGUAGACAUUUCAAAUCAGAGCAAAAAUCUCUUUUGUCUUUGUUAAAUCUCAGUAUUGUUCAGUCUCAGUGCAUCAGGAAAAUACUCUUCACUUGACUGUUGUGACACUCCUUUCAUGCCAGGUUAGAGUUAUUAAUGUCAGAAAGCUGGAUUGUUGUUUACUCUGCGUACUAUUUAGUCAACAAUAACUUUAACUCCAAGAAAAUUGACACUGGUGUAAAUUAAUGCAAUGCUGGAUGUCACCACUCUCAGGGCUGGGGUGUGGAGGACAUUUCAACUGGUUGAGUGUUGCAUGUGGUAGUUGCUUUCCUUGCACACCGCUCAAGAUGUUCCCAAGGAAGAUUUUCUUAUUGUAGUCAGUGUCAAAUACUGCGACUUGGUAUUUAUGCAUCCAAUACAAAAUUUACUGAGGAGUCGUGGGUGUUAAUAACUGAGGACACUUGUUGAGCCUACACUUCUCAAAUGUGGAGCUUACUACGCAUAUUUGAUGACAUUAUGCAAGGACCACAAAGGAAAGGAGGAGAGAGAGAGAGAAAUGCAAAGGAAAGAAGGGAGGAGCAUUACAGCAUGUGUUUAUUGUAAGAUGAGGAUUGUGUUGCUGUGUGUUAGUGGUGCUAUCAUAGUACGGUUGCAAGGCUGGCAUGCUUGAGGUCUUGAGCUCUAUAAAUUUUGCUAUGACAUGAAAUAAUGACCUGAUGCUGGAACAUGUUUUUCUACCAUACACCUACAUAUGAAGCUGGAAUAUAUAUCUCUAAGCUUUCCCGAUUAAACUUUUGUUAUUUUGUGUGUUGCAGUAUGCUCUGGGUGGCAUUCUAGCUGUAGCUUUAAGCGGACUGGAAGUUGCUUCUUCUGUGCAGGCUUGAGUAAUGCAGGUUGUUUUCAGGCUUGUCAUAAUGGAUAGUGGUUUCCCACCUGUUUUGAGCAUUUCAGUGUAUUUGUGAUAUAUUUCAUUUAAUACAUUAUUUUACAUUGAUUUUCUUUUACAUGUGCUUCCUUUUUUUUUUCUGUUUGUGGUAGUAAUGUAGCUGAAAGAAUGAAAGAGCGAAAAAGAAAGUUGGCGUGUUAAUCAGGUAGAUCUUACCUUGUUGUGGAUCAAAUCUGAGUAUCAGAAUGCACAUAGUGCAGAAUUGUACUGAGUGAAUUGUUGUAUUCAAAUUGUUUCUUGUACCUUGUUGUGGAAUAAAGCCAAGUAUCACGA
Messenger RNA from Dermacentor andersoni, 4028 nucleotides. RefSeq lists its product as uncharacterized. Gene Ontology annotation, cellular component: plasma membrane signaling receptor complex. Gene Ontology annotation, molecular function: zinc ion binding. NCBI's taxonomy places the organism in Eukaryota, Metazoa, Arthropoda, Arachnida, Ixodida, Ixodidae. The record is from RefSeq and is a predicted model, not a curated record. Gene Ontology annotation, biological process: regulation of canonical NF-kappaB signal transduction.